Durusdinium trenchii is the source of this 1742-nucleotide messenger RNA. The record is from the annotation of a GenBank genome assembly. Lineage: Eukaryota; Dinophyceae; Suessiales; Symbiodiniaceae.
AGCAUAGCGGCUCAAAAUGAGUCCAUGGCUGAGCUAGUAGUAUACGGACGCGAAAGCUGUGGUUUUUGCAGAGACUUCAAAGAGCUUUGUUGCGAAGAAGGUUUGAAGUAUCGCGAUGCCAACAUCGAUGUGCCUGCCAACAAAGCGGAAAUGGCCCGAAAGCUGAGGAGCACUGAGUGGUUCAAAGGUGGCAAGUUUGGGCUACCAUUGGUGGACGUUUACGGAAGCAUUCAUGAGCGGCCAACAGUGGCGAGUGUCAAAGCUGCCAGGGAGAUGUUGCCUAGUGAUGAGCAGGUCGACAAUAUAAAGAAACAGUUCAAGGAGUUGGACCUCAACAAUGAUGGUACGCUUUCUUUCAAUGAGAUGCAAAAGAUGAUGCAGGGUAUUGCACCAAGCAUGUCUGAAAUCCAGCUGCAGAAACUCUUUUGCGCAGCUGAUGUGAAUCAGAAUGGGGUUCUUGAGUUGAAUGAGUUCAUCGACUUUGUUCUACAUGGCAAGGCAGCAAUGGCCAAGAUCAUGCAGGAACCACCUGAGACGGAGCCAUGCCCAGAAGCUGUGAGAGAGGAUUGGAAGGAGCGGGCCCUUCUGGCACACAACUGGUUACGGCGUCGGCAUGGCGUACUGGACCUCGAAUGGAGUGAUGAAUGCUACGAAAAUGCCAAGAGGCAGGCUGAUGCUUGUCAGGCUGCAGGCCGUAUGCUCCAGGGCCACUGUGAAGGGACAUCUGGACGGCAUGGGCAGAACAUCUAUUGGAAUCCUUGCACUUGCCCUCAUCCCAACGUGAUCGUGGAGUCUUGGUACAAAGAAGUGCAGGAACCGGGCUACGACUUUUCCAAGUCGCUGGGCUCCCCUGAGACCGAGCAUUUCACACAAGUGGUCUGGAAAAGAACCACACAUGCCGCCAUGGCAGUGUCUGAAGAUGGUAUGUUUUGCGUGGCCAAUUAUUUCCCCGCGGGGAACCUGGGAAGCUUUAAGGAGAAUGUCUUCCCUGAAGGCACUGCUGUGCCAAAACCGCCCCGCUCCCAUGUUGCGUUGGCAAAGGCGAAGGCUGCAGCGCUGCGGCCGAAGGCUGUCGGAAAAUCCAAGGGCAAAGCAAAGCACCUGGCUGAACCCGAGGCAAUCCUGGAGAUGGGGGCCGACGGACUCCAGACUCUGACAGUGAGGGCGCCUUCACUGGCGGUGGAGGAAUUCCUGGAAGAUUGCCCGUGGAAUUUCAAGGAACGUAUUGAAAAGGCCUUCCAAGAAGGCGCUGAUGCUGUUGUGAUUGAUCGUUUGGAGAAGCCGCCCCAAACACAUAUCCGAGUGAUCACUCGGAAGAAUGGAGAGAUCCUUUCGCAGUUCAGAGGUACCAUGGGAGGCGGCUGACGAUAGGUGUGAAGCAGGCAAAGCAAUGCAAAGGAAAGUAUCAAGGGUGAAGACAGCUUUGGGGAGACAUCCUUGCAGGUGAGGGAGUGCAAAUGGCCCAUUGGAUUGCUGUAAAGAUCAUUCUUUGGAAAAGAUCCUCUGAUUCUACUCCAUUAUUGUUUUCAGCCCAAAAGCAUUUUGGCUGCUCAGUUUCUCUUGUAUUCUCGGGGAAAGCGAUGUGUGAAAGGUUCUAGCUGUGUGAAAGGUCUCGUGUCGAUAAGGUGAAGGAGCCACACAGGGAGUCACUAGGUAUCCGAGGGGUUGGCGACAGACCGGAUGCUCGGGAUGCUCAACGGUGUCGCAACAAGGAUUUGUAUGGUGGACGGGAUGCCGGGUGG